Messenger RNA from Xiphias gladius (swordfish), 1668 nucleotides. RefSeq names its product phosphatidylinositol glycan anchor biosynthesis, class C (gene pigc). Gene Ontology annotation, cellular component: glycosylphosphatidylinositol-N-acetylglucosaminyltransferase (GPI-GnT) complex; membrane. The coding region runs from base 228 to 1145 and encodes 305 amino acids. Gene Ontology annotation, biological process: GPI anchor biosynthetic process. The record is from RefSeq and is a predicted model, not a curated record. The transcript has 3 exons. NCBI's taxonomy places the organism in Eukaryota, Metazoa, Chordata, Actinopteri, Istiophoriformes, Xiphiidae.
UUCAAGAUCAGCAACUAUCUGGCACUGUUAGAGCUGUCGACUAAAUCAUUAAUGCAGUAAUCCCAUUACAUGGAGGAUAACUGCUUAGCUUCAAGCUUUCGCUAGCUUGAAGCUAACGGAGGCUAACUCGGUCGAUUAACAGAAAUUCAAAUGGGCAACUAUUUUGAUUAAUCGUUGUACUUUUUUUUAAGUAAAACGGCGAAAUAGUUAUAUUUCUAGCUUCUCAAAUGGUGAUGGGGCCAGACAGUGUCCCAGGUCCAGCUGUGCCCUGGCAGAAGGUUCUGUGGGAGCGCCAGCCGUUCCCUGAUAACUAUGUGGACCAGCGGUUCCUGGAGGAAUUAAGGAGGAAUGAGGGCCUCCGGCAGUACUGCUACUGGGCUGUGGUGAAAGAAGCAGGCUUUGUGGGACAGCAGCUGUCCUGUGUGGCCAUUUUCAUCACCCUCUGGCUCUACAUGGAGCAGGGUCAACUGUCACCUGAGAUGCUGUUGUCGACCGGCCUUAUCUGUGCCCUGCUUGGGUACGGACUGCACCAGUCCUUGACAUCUCAGGUUGAAUCAGGCUGUGAGCCCCGUACCCGUCUGGCUGACUUACAGAGUGCCACUAUUUUUCUUUCCUUCACCUUUGGCUUCUCGCCGGUUCUGAAGACACUAACAGAGUCCGUGAGCACGGACACGGUGUAUGCCAUGUCUGCUGUGAUGCUGCUGGCGCACCUGGUUUCGUUCCCUUACACCCAGCCCUCACCCCCGGGCAGCCUCUCCCUAAAUGCAGCUCUGUUUGCCUCUGUGUGUUUAGCCUCAAGGUUGCCCGGGGCUCUGCACACCUUUGCCAUGCUCAGCUGUGCCCUGCUGGUGUUUGCCCUGUGGCCGUGUCUGUUGCAGAGGCUGAGGGAGAAUGCCCCCAACCAAUUUACUGGGGUGUGUGUGGGAAUGUGUAUUGGAGGGGUGGGAGGCCUGGGCUCCCAGUCGCUUGGUGGAGCCGUGCUGCUGGCCCUGGCCCUAGGAAGUGUUACAUUACUCUGUCCCUUAUUACUAGUCAGGCUGCAGAGGCACAAGGACAACAUACAUGGACCCUGGGAUGAGGCUGAGAUUCAUGAGGAUCUCAGCUGCUUCCUUCAGAGCGGUGCUCGUGACCAAACAGACAUUUAAGGUGUAAGCCAUCUGAGAAUUUCAUAUGAAUUAAUUUACUGUCAGUCUAAGUAUUAUGUUGGUGCUGUACAUCUAAAAUGAUUAAAAUGUUAACUCUUUUAUCAUUGAUCCUCAUCUGUUUGGACAGCCAUGACAACUUGUUAUACUCUUGCAGAGAAUAUGAAGAUGUUCUAAUGUUCAAGCUCUUACUAUCUUACACAUUUUGACCUCAGGAUUUGUAUGAAAGUAAUCAACUAAUGUGCAAUGCUGACUUACAUUACUGGGCAUACUCCAAUGCUAUGCACCAAUUUGCUAUCAGUGAUGUUUUAAUAAUCUGGCAGAUGUUGGUUUAUGGUUGUGUACAAUAUGUUGCUGGUGUCGUGUGUGAAUGGAAGGAUGUGUAGUGUUUAAUACAGUGGCUUGGUUGUGAACAAGGGCUCUAACUCCAUUGCAAACUACUGUACAUUUAAAUUAAAUAUUAAUAGUAGACUUUUAAGAUUUUAAGGGUUUUUUCAUUAAAAGAUACCUCAUCUUUUCUUUUCUA